AUGGAUUUCCAUCUCUCUCUUUCUUCCAUCAUCAUCAUCCUAUUCCUCUCCUUCUUAACAAUACUACCGCCGUCUUACUGCGACGAAGAUGAUCCUUUUGUGGUGUGCAACAGUACAUAUGCCUGUGGAAGCGUCAACAUUUCGUUCCCUUUCUGGGGCGGCGGCCGACCUGAAUAUUGCGGUCAUCCAGGGCACGAGCUCAGUUGCCACGAAACUGAUGAUGAGUACCCGGUUAUGGGAUUUGAAGGUCUAGACUUCCGCGUGCUAAACAUCAACAAAUCUUAUCCAACCUUUACCAUUUCAAGGUUGGACCUCUUGGAUGGUCCUUGUUCUCCACCUCUAGAGUUGAGAAAUACAACCUUGAAUUACACUUUGUUUCAUUACACUUCAACCGAUCAAAACUUAACUAAACUCUACGGCUGCCCUGCUGUUCAAGACAACAACAUACCUGCACUACGAAAUAGAUUUAAUUGCAGCAAAGGAGCUCCUGAUGGGAAAUUUAAUGCUUAUUUCCUGGAAAACGAAUCGCCAUUGGGCGUCGAAUUACAUGCACGACUUAGAAGGGAUUGCGACAACAAUAUCCAGGUUCCGAUUCUCCGGAAUACUAGUGCUAUUGCUCUUCUUGACGACCCUCAGGGUGGAGGCCCGGCAGUUGAGAAAGCAAUGGUUCAAGGUUUUGAGGUGGAAUACAGCAAUGGAUUGGGGAUUCUCUGUAGGGGGUGUGAGGAUUCAGGUGGGGUAUGCGGUGGUUCUAACUCCACGGGGGCGUUUGUCUGCUAUUGCCGUGACCAAUGGCAAUCUAAUGAUACAUGUCCGAUUCAAAUGAAAGAAAAAAUGACCAACUUCUUUAGAAAUAAGUUAGGCGAAGGGGGCUUUGGUGGUGUCUACAAGGGAAAGUUACAAGAUGGUUCUCUUGUGGCAGUGAAGGUUUUGAAAGAAUCAAGAGGUAAUGGAGAGGAGUUCAUUAACGAGGUUGCAAGCAUUAGUAGGACAUCUCAUGUCAACAUUGUCACUCUUUUGGGCUUUUGCUUUGAGGGUUCUAAACGAGCUCUUAUCUAUGAGUUUAUGCCUAAUGGAUCACUCGAGAAGUUCAUAUACAAAGAAAAUCCCUCCAAGGCUAGUUGUCGAUUAGAAUGGGAGACUACAUAUAAGAUUGCACUUGGCAUUGCUCAUGGACUAGAUUACUUACAUAAAGGUUGCAACACACGAAUCUUGCAUUUUGACAUAAAACCUCACAACAUUCUUUUGGAUGAGAAUUUCUGUCCAAAAAUUUCUGAUUUUGGCCUUGCAAAAAUAUGCGCUAAAGAAGAGAGUAUCAUAUCCAUGUUAGGUGCAAGAGGAACCGUAGGAUAUGUGGCACCAGAACUUAUUUUUAGAAAUAUUGGGAGGGUAUCUCACAAGUCAGAUGUUUAUAGCUAUGGAAUGAUGGUUUUAGAAAUGGUUGGGGGGAGAAAGAAUAUUGAUAUCGGGGUUGAUCAUACUAGUGAAUUAUAUUUUCCACAUUGGAUUUACAAGCGUCUAGAACUAGAUGAAGAACUGGGAUUGGAGGGCCUUAUGAAGGAAGAGGACAAAGAAACUGUAAAGAAGCUGAUAAUAGUGAGUUUGUGGUGUAUACAGACUGAACCUUUAAACCGACCACCAAUGAACAGAGUUGUGGAUAUGUUGAAAGGAAGCCUCGAUUCCUUACAUAUCCCACCCAAGCCGUUCUUGUCUUCCCCGCCAAGGUCACCCACACAUCAAUCAACUACAAUGGAGUCAUCGAUCAUGGAUCAUUCUUAAAUGUACUAAAAUGCAUCUUUUCUUGAAAGUGAAAUCUUAGUGCUAGAUAAUA
Corylus avellana is the source of this 1831-nucleotide messenger RNA. Lineage: Eukaryota; Viridiplantae; Streptophyta; Magnoliopsida; Fagales; Betulaceae. The record is from RefSeq and is a predicted model, not a curated record.